AUGGAGAACGUGAAGCAGCAGCAGCCACUUCUCGCCGGCGACAACGGUCGGAAUAACUACACAAAUCUGAAACAGUUCCCGGCGGCGCCUGAGAAUGUUGAAGCAGAAGACAGGGGUGUGGAAAUUAAUGGAGUUAAAGAUUUUUGUAGGGAGUUCUAUGUGGAGUCUAAAAAGCUGUGGUAUUUGGCAGGACCGGCCAUCUUCACCUCCAUUUGCCAGUACACCGUCGGCGCCACCACCCAACUCUUCGCCGGACAACUCGGUACCAUGCAACUCGCCGCCGUCUCUGUCGAGAACUCUGUCAUUGGCGGCUUCUCUUUCUCCAUCUUGUUUGGAAUGGGAAGUGCUUUAGAGACACUAUGUGGCCAAGCUUACGGUGCCGGAAAGUUUGAAAUGCUCGGAGUAUACCUGCAAAGAUCUUGGGUGGUUCUCAACACCAUCGCCGUAAUUCUAAUGUUCACCUACAUAUUUGGCGUCUCCGUCCUUCGUCUCCUCCGCCAGACACCAAGUAUAGCCACGGCGGCAGGAAGGUUUUCCGUUUGGAUGAUACCACAACUAUUUGCUUACGCCACCCUGAUCCCAAUAGCCAAAUUCUUACAAGCACAAAGCAACAUCAUGCCAAUGGCAUGGAUUGCUCUGGUGGCAGUCGUUAGCCAUGUGUUUUUGAGUUGGCUUUUGAUGAUGAAACUCGGGUGGGGUCUAGUGGGUGCGGCGGUGGUUCUUGAUUGCUCAUGGUGGUUCAUGACCGUGGCUCAGCUCACAUACGUUUUGUGGGGGUCGUGUGGUCAAGCUUGGGGUGGUUUUUCGUGGGAAGCUUUUCAUAAUCUCAAGGGAUUUGUUCGUGUUUCGUUCGCCACAGCCGUAAUGUUUUGCUUGGAGAAUUGGUACCUGAUGUCGUUGGUUCUCUUUGCCGGGUACUUCGAGAAUGCAGAAGCCUCUGUCGACGCUUUAUCGGUGUGCCUCAACAUAUUAGGAUGGAUUUGUACAGUUGCUUUAGGACUCAACGUUGCCGUAAGUGUAAGGGUGUCGAACGAACUCGGUUACAGAAGGCCGAAAACUGCGAGGUUCGCGGUUAUAGUCGUGGGAUUGACUUCAGUUCUAAUUGGACUCCUCUUCACGGCGGUUCUUCUAGUGUACAGAAAACAAUACCCGGCGUUGUUUACAAACAGUCGAGAAGUAAUGCAACUCUUAGAAGAACUCACGUUGUUGCUCGGAAUCAGUAUUAUCGUCUAUUGCCUUCAGUAUGCUCUUUCAGGGGUGGCCAUCGGAGCAGGGUGGCAGACGGCAGUUGCUUAUAUGAACGUCGGGUCGUAUUUCUUUUUUGGCAUUCCGAUGAGUCUUUUGAUGGGAUUCAGAUUAGAUAUGGGUGUCAAGGGAAUAUGGUACGGAAUGGUUUCGGGAGCAACCAUGCAAUGUUGCCUAUUACUUAUCAUGGUUUCUCGAACGAACUGGAACGAAGAGGUGAACAUUGUGGGACACCGAAUCAAACAAUGGGGAGGUGACAUCCAACAAAGAUCGAUUCAUUGAGCCAUCGAUCGGUAGAAAUAUGUAUUCCGAUAUCGUAUCGUAGGAAUGUGAAUAUCGGAAUCGUUCAAAUAUUAAGCGAACCUACCGAUAAUAGAAGUUGUCGAGAUAACGAAACGAAUUUAGGCCAUGAUGGCUUUCAAUCAUUUUGGUUUGGUUUCAUGUUGUCGACCAAAAUUAGUGUUUAUAUUGUUUGCGUUGUGGGAUAGAUUUCCAAUUUAGGGGGUGUUUGGGGUUGCUUAUU
Molecule: messenger RNA, 1768 nt
Organism: Cynara cardunculus var. scolymus (artichoke)
Lineage: Eukaryota; Viridiplantae; Streptophyta; Magnoliopsida; Asterales; Asteraceae
Product: protein DETOXIFICATION 30-like
Exons: 8
Coding region: 1-1527 (508 amino acids)
Biological process (GO): xenobiotic detoxification by transmembrane export across the plasma membrane
Cellular component (GO): vacuolar membrane
Molecular function (GO): antiporter activity; xenobiotic transmembrane transporter activity
Source: RefSeq, a predicted model, not a curated record